UUGCAUGCUUGCGGAUACUUCACGUCUUAAUGUUUGCGCAGCAUCGUUCCUGUUAUAUGGUCCCCAGAUAUAACUAGCGUGAAGGUGGAAAUACGAAGCAAGCUGCUGUAACGCCCUAUGGCAGAGGACAGUGCCCUCUAAAGCCCAGCAGAAAGUUUCCCACCAGAGAUUGCUACGUUUAGAGCAGGCGAUAAGUAGGUUUUUGUUGAGAUGUUGGUGUGCCACAGCUUAGGAUGGCGCGUGUCGUCUCUUAAACUAGUUUUGGAUGGGCUUCGAUUGCGUGCACAGCCUCGUAUGCGAAUACACUCACAGUCAUGCACAAGCACUUCGCAACCCAAGCGUGUACAGAAUUCAUGUCCUGCUCACAUGGUCUCGUACGCAGCGCAGUGCCGGAAAUUACCGUGUCUCUCUGCGUCUGUUCACACACGUAUGCUACAUGCAAGCGCUCGUGCAAACCACGCACAGCCCCUUCAAUCACCGCCCGAUGGGUCGAACCCUUUGACUCUACGGUCGGCCUUUUCGUACACCUACUACUCCCAACACACUCAUCUCAACAACACCCACGCGAACAUCACCGGCAUCUUCAAUCUGCCUGUGCUCAAGACCAGUGACGGGUUCCAAACAUUUGCCGAUGAAGCCUUACGGGAGAGCGAGGCCUUGCGCAUGCAGAUUGCACAGUGUGCUCCGGGUGUGCACGUAGUUGAACUGAUGGAUGCGCUCAGUGACACGCUGUGUGCCGUGGUGGAUCUGGCGGAGUUUGUGCGCAACAUUCACCCCGACAUUGAGUUCCGCUCAGCGUGUGAGGAUGUGUGUAGACGGAUACAUGCGCAUUUUGAAGAAUUGAACACGGAUACCCGACUGUCCGAUGCGUUGAGGCGUGUGGUUGCGCUGCGUGAAUUCGACACAUUUGAUUACGAAGUGCAACGAACCGCAACGCUGCUGCUGUUUGACUUUGAGCAAUCGGCCAUUGACGGCAGUCGGAAGGAGCGAGAGGCUGUGCAAGAGUUGACGGCGCGAGUCAAUCAACUGGGCCUGCAGUUUGUCCACAACACACAGACCGAAAGAGGGAGGGUGACCAUACCCUUGAACGAAGCACGAGUACUGCCUGCUCAAACCAUCGCACGCCUACCACAUGUGCGCGAUAAGAAAGGAGCAAUGUCCGUAGCAGUGCACACGCCCAGCUAUCAGGCAGAAAUGCUUCUGGCGACUUCUGCGAAUGCCAAUGUGCGCAAAGCCCUCUACACAGCUAACACGCCGGAGAGUCAACCCCGCAGAGAGGUGCUGAUGGGUCUGUUGCAAGCACGCCACGCACUGGCUCUGACCACCGGACAUGCGUCGUAUGCGCACAAGGCGCUCAAGGACACCAUGGCCGAGCAGCCCGAGCGUGUCACAGCCUUUCUCACAAGCAUAGCCGAUGCAUUCUUACCCGAACGCACAGCGGAAAUGCAGCAGUUGAGUAGACUGAAGCACACUCACGAGCACACCAAUCAAGGGGAGGGGACUACGCAGGAAGGGUUGAAGGCGUGGGAUAAGGCUUACUACUCGGAGAUCAGACGUACGCAAACUAGCUCGUCUGUAGGUAGGAGGGGAGGUGCAAUGAGUGAGUACCUAGAACUUGGCAAUGUAUUCGAAGGUUUGGCGGAUAUACAUAGAAACCUCUACGGAGUAGAUAUUGUACCGGUUCAUACACUUCCAGGAGAAGUGUGGGAUCCGCACGUAGUCAAGCUCAAGCUCAUUGAGAUGAAGGGCGCACACGAAACGGAUAGUGUGCUGGGGUACAUAUAUGCGGAUCUGUUCACGCGCAGCGGUAAAAGCGACCAACCAUCGCAGUUCACAAUUCGAUCCGGUAGGCGUAUAAGCGACACAGAGUACCAGACGCCCAUAGUGGGACUCUUGUGCUCUUUGAACGCACCCUCGCGCGACACACCCACUCUACUGCAACACCAUGAGCUUUCUACGCUCUUCCACGAGAUGGGACAUGCGGUGCACUGCAUCCUGGGGAGGACACGCUUCCACCAUGUGGCUGGCACGCGAUGCAAAAUAGACUACGUUGAGAUCCCUUCGAUCAUGAACGAAUUCUUUGUCUGGGAUUACAGGGUGCUAUCACGCUUCGCCAAACAUCACCGCACUGGUGAAACAGUGCCUGUUGGAUUACUCGAGGGUCUCAAGCGAGAAAAGCAGCUGAAUGCCGCAUCGGAGACACUCUCGCAAGUCCUCUAUGCACUGGGCGACCAGGUGCUUCACAACGCAACACAUCACAGUCACAACAGACCCGUCGACAGUCUGACGCACAAGGUGACGGGAUACGAACAUGUGGACGGUUCGGUGUGGGAGCUGUACUUUAGUCAUAUGUACACGUACGGAGCAAGCUACUACACCUACCUGUGGUCCAAGGCAUUUGCAAAUCUAAUCUGGCAGGAGUGCUUCAGUGCUAAUCCCCUGAGCAGAGAAGUAGGAGAACGAUAUAGAGAUAACAUGCUAGCGCCGGGAGGGGGUGGUAAGCCUUGGGUCAUGGUUGAGCGUAUGUUGGGCUACAAACCUACUCUGACGCAUCUCGUUGAAAGUGUAGUCAAAGGGCACACACAUAUUUGAUACAUAAAUUUAGCACAUUCACUACAGCA
Molecule: messenger RNA, 2621 nt
Organism: Sphaeroforma arctica JP610
Lineage: Eukaryota; Ichthyosporea; Ichthyophonida
Exons: 10
Coding region: 211-2592 (793 amino acids)
Biological process (GO): peptide metabolic process
Cellular component (GO): mitochondrion
Molecular function (GO): metalloendopeptidase activity
Source: RefSeq, a predicted model, not a curated record